GUUCAGUUCAGUUCAGUUCAGUUCAGUUCAGUUUGACAAGAUCGGAACCGCAUCAACAAUAAGAAGGCGAAGAUCAGGGUAUUAUCUCCAUUAUUGCAGUGAGUGUUCGGUUGACCGUUUAGUUAUCUAGAGCUGGUACCGGUAGCUGGAGACACAAAGCACAAACCCGCCCAAAGGAGACGGCAGUAGGAAGGAAGGAUCAGAGGAGCUUCUGGCAAAAGAAGAGGAUCCCAGAAAGUAGUAGUGGAAAGAGGCAUCUAUACAUCUAUAUCAAUACAUCCACCAUGGCACCCAAGGAAACAGUGGUCGAUGAUGACGGCAGCAAGAAGAAGGGGGGAAGAAACUUUUUCAAAAUGUUCAAAGUCUGUUGUACAGGAAAGGAGGCUUCCAAACCAGGACUAUUGGAUGACGGUGGCAAUGAGGUCAUGGAACGGUUCGACUCGGCCAAGAUUUUGAAACGAGAACAACAGAUCCAUCUACACACGCAACGUCGGUCCAAACGUCGUGAAAAAAUCGCUGCCAAAAAGAUUGAUAUCAGCAAGGGCGAUGUCGAUCUCAUGAAAUUCCCCAAAACAGAACACGAACGGGAAUUCCUAGAUGAAGCUCUGGGAGAAAACUUUAUCUUUUCCGAUCUCUCCGAUCAGGAACGUCAUCGCCUCAUUGAUGCCAUGCAAAAACAGGUCGCAUCCAAGGGUACUGUCAUUAUCAAGGAAGGAGACGUGGGAGAUUUCUUUUAUGUCGUCGAGGAAGGUAUUGUCAACUUCCACAUUAAAAGUAACAAAGAACCAGUCGGAAACUGUACCAACGGAGAGUCCUUUGGGGAAUUGGCGCUCCUCUACGAUGCUCCUCGUGCGGCGACCUGCAUCGCCGCACAAGAUACCGUCCUUUGGAAGGUAGACCAGAAUACAUUUCGAGUCUUACUCGCGAGGCAAGCCGUCUCCAGAGAAGAAACCAUUGUCGGAUGGCUCAAAAAGGUGCCCCUCUUUGGACAGUCGCUCAGCGAUGCACAGCUGCGCAAAUUCGCGGAAACACUCACACCCGUCAAAUUCUCCGCGGGAGAACGAAUCGUCAACAAGGGGGACAACGGGGAUAUCUUUUACAUUAUCGUCGAAGGAAAGGUCAAGGUCCACGAAAUUGGUCUCGGUGAUAGUCAGGGUGUCGUGCAAUCCUACACCCAGGGUGAUUGGUUCGGUGAACGAGCCCUGCUCACAGGAGAAAAGCGGGCUGCCAAUGUCACUGCCAUUACCGACGUCAUGACCGAAGCCACCGAUCGACAGACGUUCGAACGGGCUCUGGGACCGUUCCAGGAUCUCUUGGAUAAGGAGAUGAAAAAACGAACCCUAAAGGGUAUCCCCAUGUUUGACUCCAAGAAAAUCAACGAUUCCGAUCUGGACAAGCUUGUCACGUUGCUCUCGGAACAGUCAUUCGCAGAGAGUACCAAACUCGCCGAAGAAGGAAAACCGCAUCCACAGUCGCUGUGGAUAAUCAAAAGCGGGGAAAUUGUGAUAUACGACAACAAGGGACAAGUUUUCAAUUUGCACAGUGGAGACUACUACGGUGAUAAUUCCAUUCGUGAAGAAGCGGGAAAAAACAGUCAGCAAAAUGUGGAAUGCAAGUCCGCUACAACCUGCUGGGUCAUUACUCGUAGCGAAAUCGAGAGUGUCAUUGGAGACAUGAAGAAGUCGUCGAUGUUGCCCGCCUUUGUUCGAUCGGAUCGAAGGGAAAACAUCACCAUCGCCGAAGUGAAAAAGCAUCGAAUUCUGGGAAGUGGCGCCUUUGGAAAAGUCUGGUUGGCCACUUACAACGAAAACCCGUACGCAUUGAAAUGCCUCAACAAAAGACAGCUUAUCGACAAUGACCAGGUUGACGGUGUGUUGCGUGAAAAGGCUUUGUUGAGCACCAUGAGCCACCCCUUCAUUUUGCCAUGUCACGGCGCUUUCCAGGACGAGGGCCAUUUGUACCUCCUUUUGGAACUCAUGCAAGGAGGAGAGCUUUUCAAUGUCAUUCAUGCCCCAAAGAACAAACGCCGUGGAAUCUCCAAUGGCGACGCUGUCUUUUACGGUGCCUGUGUCAUUUCUUCCCUGGCGCACAUGCAUCAACGGCUCAUUGCAUACCGCGAUUUGAAGCCCGAGAACAUCCUCAUUGACUCUAGUGGUUACGCAGUCAUUGUGGACUUGGGUUUUGCCAAAGUGGUUGGAAACAAGACCUACACGCUGUGCGGCACCCCGGAAUACCUCGCCCCUGAGAUCAUCACCUCCAAAGGUCAUGACAAGGCCGCCGAUUACUGGGCCUUUGGUGUUCUGGUCUACGAAAUGUUGGUGGGCCGUUCGGCAUUUUACGUGAGGGGAGCCGACAACAUUGCCCUUUUCAAGAACAUUGUCUGCGUCAAGUACAGCAUUCCCCGUGCUGUGAAUGGAUUCGCUCAAGACUUGAUCAAGAAGCUCCUGGUGCGAAACCAGGCAACUCGCCUGGGAAAUUUGAGUCGGGGUCACUUGGAUAUCAUGGAACAUGCGUGGUUCGAGAAAAUCAACUUUUUGACUUUGCCGGAGAAGCAGGUCCAGGCGCCUUGGGUCCCCGAAGUACAGGAUCCGUUUGAUGUUUCAAACUUUGAGAAGAUGAAGGACGGGAAAGAAUCCAAGAUCAAGCCAUUGUCAAAGAAGGAACAGGAGAUGUUUGCAGGUUUUUAGCGCUUUAGCUCUUGGAUUGCUCAAGGUGUUGUCCAUGUGAUGUAGAGGUGAAAAUGAAGUGUUCCUUUCUAGCUAGAGUAUCAAUGCAAGUAUCGAUUACCAACGUGGGAGAGAACAUAACAUCUUAAUUAACUUAAAAAGACAGGUACACUGUACUGGACGGAUAGCUCCUUGGUUGUGUC
This is a messenger RNA of Seminavis robusta, 2869 nucleotides long. The record is from the annotation of a GenBank genome assembly. Lineage: Eukaryota; Bacillariophyta; Bacillariophyceae; Naviculales; Naviculaceae.